Scomber scombrus (Atlantic mackerel) is the source of this 3158-nucleotide messenger RNA. It is a transcript of the gene elac1, whose product is annotated as elaC ribonuclease Z 1. Gene Ontology annotation, cellular component: nucleus. NCBI's taxonomy places the organism in Eukaryota, Metazoa, Chordata, Actinopteri, Scombriformes, Scombridae. The transcript is spliced from 5 exons. The coding region runs from base 53 to 1165 and encodes 370 amino acids. The record is from RefSeq and is a predicted model, not a curated record. Gene Ontology annotation, molecular function: 3'-tRNA processing endoribonuclease activity.
CUGCUCCAGUGUGAGCUGGGUUUUCUGUGGUUUCCUUGUAACUAUUGGGAAGAUGACCAUGGACAUGACUUUCCUCGGGACAGGCUCGGCCUACCCGUCUCCUCACCGCGGCGCCUCGGCUCUGGUGCUGCGGACAGAGGGGGAGUGCUGGCUGUUUGACUGCGGAGAGGGGACACAGACCCAGCUGAUGAAGAGCCAGCUCAGAGCCGGGCGAAUCACCAAGGUUUUCAUCUCCCAUUUGCAUGGAGAUCACCUGUUUGGCUUGCCUGGUCUUCUCUGCACUGUGAGUCUUAACUCCAACCCAGACCCCCAGCAGAACCUGAGCUGUGUGGACAUCUAUGGGCCCCGGGGCCUCCGGCACUUUCUCAGGGUGUCUCUGGGCCUCACAGGGUCGCAACUGCUCUUCCCUUAUUCAGUACAUGAGCUGGAGCCCACACCUGACCAGAGUCCAGAAGAGGGGCAGCUCAGUCUGGAGAUGACAGCAGAGUGUGGUCCUCUGCACCCACAGGAGCGGCCAGGAAGGACGAUCUACCUGGAUGACUCCGGUGACAGUUACACCCUCUUCCGAGACAAGAAGUUCGUGGUGAAGGCCUUCAGGUUGUUCCACCGCGUCCCCUCUUUUGGAUUUUGCAUUAAGGAGCACGAUCGACCUGGAAGACUUAAGACAGAACUACUGAAAGAACUCGGUGUGAAACCAGGUCCUCUCUAUGGGCGCUUGAAAGCAGGGGAGUCGGUGACCCUGGAGAACGGACGUGUGGUGUUGUCUUGUGAGGUGUUGGAAGAAGCCAUUCCAGGGAGGAAAGUCUGCAUUUUAGGGGACUGCAGCUCAGUGCUCGGGGAGGGACCACCAAGGUUUUGCAACAGGGCAGACGUUCUGGUUCAUGAGGCCACCCUGGGGAAUGAGCACAGAGAAAAAGCGGUGGACCAUGGACACAGCACACCUGAGAUGGCGGCUGCAGUGGCACGGGCCUGCUGUGCACAGAGACUGGUGCUGUACCAUUUCAGUCAGAGGUACAAACCCUGCUCCCUGAAGAAGGAAGGAGAUGAGGACGACGUCUCAGAGCUCAAGAGACAGGCUGAAGAAGCUCUACAGGACAGUGGUGUAGAGGUGAUUCUGGCUGAGGACUUUCUGACUCUACCUAUUCCUCUCAGAAGGCCAAGGUAAUGAAGAACUGAUAUGAAAUCACUGAUAGUAGAUCUGAUUGAAACACAGCAGCUCUGUUGAUUGGACGGUUACAUUUUAAACAGUACGUUUGGCAGUUGUUACCAUGUUGGCCAUUAUAAGCUUUCCUGUUUUACUAUCCUAUGAUUUGGAAUGUAUGGACACUAAUAUUUUAAAGAUGCACUUAAUCUGGUCGAUCAUCUGUUGUCGUUGAAUUAGUCAAACAUUGUGCCUUAAAAGAUUCAGCUGGGGGUUCACUUGUUCGUAUCACACUGUCUUCAUCAGCAGAUGUUAUGUGAAGCUCAAUUUUUAAAGCGACAUGGAUGCGAACUGCUGAAAGUGCUCAGAAAAAAGAAAACUGCAGUUUAAUGAUGACUGAGAGAACGGUCAAAAGCUCCAGAAAAAGCAACUAUGCUUUGAGCUGAGAUUAUUUUGUCAGAUGCUGUUUUCAGAGUGAACGGCAAAGCUGAAUGACAAGUCAAGCAGGCACAGACAAUUAUCACACCAUAAUGCAGUAAUUGGUGAUAAUCAAAAUAAUACCAAACAAAAUUUAGACCACAUUUUUAGUCUUAUUAAUUCAAUUCAAGUUUCUUAAGUGGUCUCGUUAACUUUGUCAGGUUCUACAUACUUCAAACAAAUUAAAGAUGAAUGAAUUAGAUGUUUGUUUUUGUUUUUUAAAAGAUGUUUGCUGAAUGAUGACAAGUAAUGACCAUGCGAUCAUCUCCGAACCUUUUCCAGAGCUUUAUUUCUGGAUCUGUACACAAGGUAUUAAAGUACAACAGAAAAUACAAAAUAAUGUUUAACAAAGGGAAAAAAAGAAACAACUCAAUGUUUAUGUACAAUUCUUAUAAACAAUAAAGAUAGCUUCUUGAACAUUUCUCAUAGUGAAGUUUUUGAUUGUCUAUAUUUCUGGAUAUACAUUUAAGUUUUGUAGGUUUUUUUAUUCACAAAGGUGUUUUUGUUUUCAUCAAAGAACUCGUUUUCUUUUUCAAAACCACAACUGCUAUACUGUUUUUCUUCUCCUUUUUAAACUUCAAAACAAUACAAAAUAGAAAAUAAAUGUGUUUAGUGCUUUCUCGCACACACGUCUCAUACCAGAGAUAUCAAUAAAAUAUCACAUUUUCGAGAGUUCACAGGGUGGUGAAAAACCUACUUCUACUACUUAAUGGCCUUUACAUUCUGACAGUUUUUCUGAGUCUUUGUACAAACCACAGGUGAAAUAAAUAUCACUGCACUGCUAAAGCUAGAAGAGCUUGGAGGACCUACUGCAUUAUGCACAUUGCAUUAAAAGAGAAACUAGCUCUCCACAUACUUAGAGCAGCAGCCAUCCCUUUACCAUCAAGACAAAUAUAGACGACGACAUGUAAAAAGUUGGGUUUUUUUUUCGAGGAAAGAAAGAUGAGCGUCUUUUACAAAUGGCUGCAAGUUUUGAAUGUAAAAUUGCAACAUUGAUUAAUAUCAAUACGUCUUCAGGUAAAGCCUUUUUCAGUGGUACACUUGAAAGGGACGCAGCUGGCAUGCGUGGUUUCAGCUGCGUCCUGGUGUCUGGGUAUCAUGACUUUCCAAAAGGAGAAAAAAAAAAUUAUUCAAAUACCAAGUCAACCAGUCAAAUGCAAAACACAAAAUAUCUGUACAUAUCUACAAAUUAUUGCCAUUGGACAAGGGGAGGAAAAAAAUUAAACCUUUGUAUCAACACAGAUUCACAAGUGUAAGAGGUCAGUUAAUAGACUUUUUAAAGGCUAUUUGCUAAUUAUUUACAUGAAACGCAGAAGUGAAUCGUCUUUUCUGAUGCUGGGCUUGGAAACUGAAUUACUUGAUCAAACUUAAUUAUGGUUUAUAGGCAUGAAUCCUGUCUGUACAUACACACACACACAAUGGUGAGAACUAUGGACAUGACAAACAUAAUGUACCCCUGAAACAAAUUAAGUAUUCAUAUCACAAUGCAUAGAUAAAUUAAGUAAACACAACUACUGCAUCCAACCAACUGACGAUGACC